AUGGAAGCCCUUCCUCAACUUCGGGUGCUAGUCUUGAGGUCUAACGAUUUUGAUGGUAACAUCUCAUUGCCUUUACGAACUAAGCUUCCAUUUCCCGAGUUGCAAGUUUUAGACAUAUCUCAGAAUGCGUUUGUUGGCUCUCUACCUGAAAGAUUUUCUGGGAGUAUUCCACACUCAAUAGGAAAUCUUAAGUAUCUCAAAUACUUGAACUUAUCACACAAUAAUCUCCUAGGAAAUAUACCUUCAUCUCUUGCGAACAUGAGUGCACUUGAAUCCUUGGAUUUGUCUUCAAACAAUCUUGAUGGAGUCAUUCCAAAUGAAAUGACAAGGUUGACAUUUCUUUCGAAAUUAAACCUUUCAAUGAAUGAUCUGGUGGGACGCAUACCACAAUCUAACCAGUUUUCCACAUUUGAGAAUGAUUCAUAUGUGGGAAACUUAGAGUUAUGUGGAGUUUCGUUGACGAAGAAAUGCGGAGAGGAGACUAAGCCAAAACAAGAAGAGGAAGAAGAUGGUAACGAUGAUGAUGAAUUUAUAGAUGGAUUUGGGUGGAAAAGUGUAGUUACGGGAUAUGGAUGUGGAGUCAUAGUUGGAAUUGGUAUGGGUUGUUGGAUUAUUCGAUAUGGGAAGCCAAGAUGGUUGGUUGAGUUCUUUUUUGGUGUUGGAUAUAAUAACAAGAAGAUGAGAAGUAAUAGAGCAACACCAAGGAGGAGAAAUUGA
Molecule: messenger RNA, 717 nt
Organism: Salvia hispanica
Lineage: Eukaryota; Viridiplantae; Streptophyta; Magnoliopsida; Lamiales; Lamiaceae
Source: RefSeq, a predicted model, not a curated record